Messenger RNA from Ornithorhynchus anatinus (platypus), 4023 nucleotides. It is a transcript of the gene POM121, whose product is annotated as POM121 transmembrane nucleoporin. The transcript is spliced from 13 exons. Lineage: Eukaryota; Metazoa; Chordata; Mammalia; Monotremata; Ornithorhynchidae. The record is from RefSeq and is a predicted model, not a curated record. Gene Ontology annotation, biological process: protein import into nucleus; RNA export from nucleus. Gene Ontology annotation, cellular component: nuclear pore. Gene Ontology annotation, molecular function: structural constituent of nuclear pore. The coding region runs from base 33 to 3242 and encodes 1069 amino acids.
CCCGCCCCGCCGGGCCGCCCGGACUCCUCCUCAUGGGCGCCUACCUCGCCAAGCCGGGGCCGCCCCCCGCCAGGAAAAGGGCCUGCGGGGACCACCUGGCUUCCCAGAAUCGGCUGGCGCUGUCUCCUCGCCGGCGGUACCCUAUCCAGCAGGCCCAUUAUGCCUCCCUGGGGGCUCUCCCCACCGUGUGCUGGGAUGGUUAUCAGAGGAAGAACGUGCUCUCCUCCCGCAACUCCAACAUGGUCUGCAGCCCCGUCACCGUCAAGAUCGCCCGGCCGGACCACGGCCUGACCCGCUCUCCAGGCCUGGAGCAGAGCAUUUCCUCGAUGAUGUCUUUGCCGUCCGAGAGCCCUCCGGACCCGUGCGCGAAAGAGACGGUGCUCAGCGCCCUCAAAGAGAGCCGGAAAAGAACUGUGCAGGAGGAGGAGGAUGACGACGAGGAGGAGGGCGACCACCGGAUCGUCUCCGAGGGGUUGGAGAGUAAGCGACGGCGCCACGACAGCAGUGGGAGCGGACAGUCGGCGUUUGAGCCCCUGGUGGCAAACGGGGCCCCGGCUUCACUGGUGCCCAAGCCCGGCUCCCUGAAGAGGAGCCUCAAUGCUCACUGCCCGGACGACAGCUGGAGCAAGCGAUCCCGCAGCUCGUCCGUCAGUUCUCUGAGCCACACGUACUCCGGCGGCAUCCCCAGUUCCAGCCGUAAUGCCAUCGCCAGCUCCUACAGCUCCUCCCGGGGCUUCUCCCAGCUGUGGAAAAGAAGCGGUCCCAGCAGUUCGCCACUCUCCAGCCCAGCUUCAUCCCGCUCCCAGACGCCUGAGAGGCCCGUGAAGAAAGCCAGGGAAGAGGAGCCGCAGCCGUCCGGGUCCUCGGCCGCCCUGAUGUCCGACAAGGAGCUCUCGGCCAACACGUCCCUGGACACCCCCACGAGUAAGAAACAGAAUUCCUGGAGUUCCCCGACAGCUUCCAGCGGCAGCGGAAAGCGCAAACGGAAGAUCCCGCUGCUGGCUUCCCGGCGAGGGGAGCAGCUGGUCUUGCCCCCGCCUCCCCAGCUGGGCUAUUCCGUCUCGGCCGAAGACCUGGACUUGGAGAAGAAGGCGGCGUUGCAGUGGUUCAACAGAGUCUUGGAGGAUAAGUCAGAUUCCACCCCCAAGUCGGUCCCAGAGGUCCCUCCCGCCAGUCUGCCGUCUUCUCUCUCCUUCACCCUGACGCCCGCCGGCCCCACGCUCUCACCGGCCGUCACCCCCAAACCGGAUCCCGCCGCCUCCACCAACCCGCUGCUGGAGAGUCUGAAGAAGAUGCAGAACACCCCGAGCCCACCCAUCGUCACAGAAGCUCCGGCCGCCACCGCCACCCCCAGCGCCCCGGCAGCGUCCCCGGCGCCGGCCCCGCUGAAGCCCCCAGACCAGCCGCCGGCCCAGGCGCCCUCGGAGCCGGGGCCCCUCCCCUCCACCUCCUCUGACUCGAAGCCUCCCCCUACCUUCCUCCUGGACACUCCCGCCGCACCCCUUGUCGGCCCCCUCAGCAAGCCGACCCCCGCCCCUCUGCCCGAAACCCCGGUCAAGCUCGCUGCCUCUCUCAAGCCCAGCAUCCUCUUCGGGAUGCUGAGCGCCCCGGCUGCGGCUCCCGCUGCCGCCGCGCCCGUCACCGCUGCCGCCGCGCCCGUCACCGCUGCCGCCGCUCCCGUCACCGCUGCCGCUGCCGCCCCUGCUGCUGCAGCUCCCGCCCAGGUCGCGGCCCCGGCCGCCGCCCCAGUCACCCCCACCCCUGUAUUCAAGCCCAUUUUUGGAGCCCCUCCCAAAAGCGAGAGCGGGACCCCGUUGGCCGCCGGCUCCUCCGCCCUGGCGCCUGCUGGCGCGGCCCCCGCCCCCUCCACCCCCACUUUCAAGCCCAUCUUUGGGGACGUGGGGCCCCCCGCCGCUGGGCCCUUGGCGGGAGUGGCGUCCCCCUUUGCCUUCAAGCAGACGCCCCCGCCGGCCCCGGCCCCCGCCCCCGCGGUGACCAGCGCGGCCCAGCUCUUCGCCGGUCUCCCCAACUCCACCUCCAGCGGCGCGGCUCCCACCACCGCCCCGAGCACCAACCCGGACUCGGCCGCCAAGUCGGCCUUCAGCUUCAGCCUGACCAACUCCGCCGCCACCGCCGCGGCUCAGCCUUUCCUGUUCGGGGGGACCCCCGCCGCCGGCUCCAUGUUCCAGUUCGGCAAGCCCCCCGCCACCACGGCUCCCACCCCGGCCUUCAGCCAGGCCCCCCCGAGCACGGCUCAGGCGGCUCCCGGCGGGCCCGCUGGCUUCGGGGGCUUCGGGGGUCCCCUGACGGCCGCCACCACGGCGGCACCCGCCGCCACCACCAGCCAGGGGACGUUGACGUUCGGUUCCGUCCCCUCCGCGGCCGCCACCGCCACUGCGUUCGGAGCCGCCUUCGGCGCCAAGCCCCCUCCGCCGCCCUACCCGGGCCCGGCCCCCCAGGCCGCCUUCGGGGCCGCCUCCGACGGGCAGAAGCCGGCCCCGGCGCUGAGCUUCAGCGCCACCUUCCCCUUCGGGGGCGCGAUGGCCCCCGCCGCCGCCCAGCCGGCCUUCGGGGCCUCCGCCCAGCCGGCCUUCAGCGGGACCGGCUCCGCCCCUGGCGCCCAGCCGGCCUUCGGGGGCACCCCGGGGGUCUUCUCCUUCGGCACGGCCGCCUCCACCGCCGGCUUCGGGACCGGGACGGCGACCACCACCACCAGCAGCGGAGGGACGGCCGGCGGUUCUCUGUUCGGCGGGGCGACCGGGAGCCCGUUCUCGUUCGGGGUCCCGGUGGCCGCGGGCGGAGGGGGAGGCGGCGGCUUCGGGAUGGGCGCUCCCGCCCCCGGGGCCGGCUCCGCCCCGGCGGCGUUCAGCUUCGGCGGCGGGCCGAGCGCCACGGCCGGCCGGGCGCCCCCCUUCGGGGGCACCGUGAGCCAGAACGCGCUGGGCGGCCCAUCCGGGCCCGGCGCCCCCUUCGCCUUCAACGUGCCUGCAGCGGCCGAGAGCAAACCUGUCUUUGGAGGUACCUCCGCUCCCGCCUUCGGUCAGAGCGCGCCAACCCCCGGAGCUGGCACCGCGGGCAGCACCCUGACCUUCGGGACCCCCGCCACCCCGACCCAAGGCUUCGUGGGAACCGGACCUACCUUCGGCUCGGCGACCCCGUCCUUCUCCAUCGGAGCCAGUUCCAAGACGACGGGAGCCCGGCAGCGGCUGCAGGCCCGCAGACAACACACCCGCAAGAAGUAGAGCCCGGCCUUCUCGUGGUCGUCGAGGCGGCCCCCGCCAGCCUAAGGCGGGGGCAGGCGGUGGUCCGGGUAGGAGGGACACAGACCCUUUAUACUUGAACUGACGGCGCAGACUGGACUGGAAAGACUCGUGUACAUACGGGGCAGCGGCCCGUCCUCCCUCCCCACCCCCUCCCUCCACCCUGUGCGUGAGCCUGGCUUGGCCACGGCCGCCCCCUCGUUUGAGCGGGCUGCGUGUGGCUUCCCCACCCCCAAGCUUCUAACACCUACCUCGUGGAGCUCCGGCGGGCCGCCGGCCCCCACCUCCCUCCGAGCCGGUCCCCGCGGCCCCCUUCCCUUCCCUCGCUGCCCGUCGGCACCGUCUCGUCGGGGGCCUUAGGAGCGCCCCGACGAGAGGGGGCAGGAGCCGGUUCGGCCCCUGCUCGGCCUCUCUCCUCCCUCCCGCGUGGGCCUCUAACAGGACAGGAGGGGGGUGGCUCCUGCCUGGCUGAGGGGGAGUUUGAGGCGGACGGGCCUGGGAGAGGAGGGUUCGGACCUCAAGGGCUCCUGGCCCCGGGACCAGGCCUGCCUCCCCCUCCCUCUACCUCACCUAUGUGCUCUCCUGCCCCGACACCCACCCCCCCCAUCACCCCUGCCCACCGACCCAGCCGCCAGGCCGCCCUCCCCACCCCCUGUGGGAGAAGCCAGCGUGUGUGUUGGGUGACCUGCCUAAUUCCAAAUUUACAAACAGGAAGAAAAUAUUUAAACAUUUUUUAACAAAAUAAAUUUAUUUUUGUAUUUAA